This is a messenger RNA of Thelazia callipaeda (thelaziosis nematode), 2235 nucleotides long. NCBI's taxonomy places the organism in Eukaryota, Metazoa, Nematoda, Chromadorea, Rhabditida, Thelaziidae. The record is from the annotation of a GenBank genome assembly.
AUGUAUGGAUUUUUGGACAGAUGGAGGAUGAGUGAAUCUCAAUUUAGGUUGUUAAUCUAUCAAUUCACUGCUAUUUGCACCGCGAUAAAAGUAAUCAAUAAUGGUUUAGCUCCUCCUGAAAUAGUUCACGUGCCCUUAAGCAUUCAACCACGAUGCAUUGUGCAAGCAGAUCCACUAGAUUUGGUCUUCUUACUUGAUAGCUCGGGUUCCUUGAAAAACAGAUUUCAAGAUGAAAUUAACGUUAUACGUCGAAUUGUUAAUCAUGUAACUAUUGGGGAGUUCGCUACGCGGGUCAUGCUUAUACAAUUCAGUGGAGUGCAACAUUUGGAAUUUAAUUUUUUGAAGUUCCAAAAACGUGAUGAGAUUCUUGAUGCUCUCGAUGUACUCAGGCAUGUGUCAGGAAUCACAAGAAUUGGCGAUGCAUUAGAAUACACGCUCAAUAUCAUGAAUGAGGAUAAUGGUAUGAGACCUUCACAUGUGCCAAAAAUAAUUUAUUUGUUAUCAGAUGGUCGAACCCAUGAUUAUCCUAAAGAUACAGAUAUGGCAGAUUACAUAAGACAACGAAUUAGUAACGUGGAUAUUUACGCAUAUGGAACUGGCGAAUACGUUGCCCUAAAAGAAUUACUUGAUAUAACGAAGGAUCCAACGAAAAUUAUAACAAAUCAAAACUUGCACGAUUUAGAACCACUGUUCGAUCGCUGGAAGGGUAUUGAAGUUUGCGAAGAACUGCCUGCUUGUGUCGCUGGAUCUGAUAAACCGCUUGAUCUGAUUGUGAUAAUCGAUUCUUCUGAAUCAGUUGCGCGGCUUUUUGAUGAACAAAUCCAAUUUGCUAUAGAACGGGUUGUUCAGAAUAUUAAUGUUCAUCCUGAUGCUGUUAGGCUUGCUUUGAUUACGUACUCAGGACAAGUACAUCUACACUUCAAAUUCAAUGAUGUACAAAUUGGCAAUAACACAGCAGUUAUCAGGCAUUUAAAAUCGUUGAAAUCUAACAAAGGUACCACCUCAACAAAUAUGGCCUUAAACGAAGCUUACGAGCUGUUCAGUGAUAUCGAAAGUGGAAUACGUAAAGGAGUAAAAAAAAUGAUAAUCAUAUUUACUGAUGGACAUUCACAAAAGUCACCACAAGAAGUAGCUUUACGUCUUGCAAAUGAAGGUGUAGAAAUAUUAGCGAUAUCAAUGACUCCACCACCUUAUGCAGAUGAAAAUGAACUUGUGAUGAUUACACAAAAUCCUGAUCACGUUUUUACGCCUAUGAAUUUACAGGAUUUCGAGAGUAGAUUCCUUCCUUUCAUCGGUUUCGGCUGUCUCGGUAUAGAUCUUGGACCUGAUCCACAACCGCGUGUCCGUGGAGCUACUGAUGUUACUUGUGAUCACAGUUCACUUACCUUUGUUGUUCGAACUCAACGUCCAAUGACAGGCUUAAUGUAUGCGCAAGAAUACUUCAAUGAUAUGAAAUGCGUCAGGACUACCGAUGGAUCAUCUCGAGAAAUCUCAAUCAAAUUUGAGGAGAAUAGCUGUGGUCUACAGAAAGCACCAUCAAUGAGGCAAGAUGGAUAUGUGUACAAUAUUACAGUGAUACUUCAGUUUCACCCUGUCAUUAUUACUCGAGCUGAUCAGGGUCUAAGUGUAUCUUGUUUCCACAAGCAACCUGUACCACAACAAGAACUAGGUAGAUCAUCUAUUAAAAAACUUAGCGAUACUGAAUGUUCCUACCGACUUCAUCGAUUUGCACCUGACCAGUGCGUCGCUUUAGACGCCAAAGUUGGUGAAUCGCUUUAUCACAGAUGGGAAUGUGAUAGUCCACCAAAUUAUUUUUAUCUGGUUCAUGAUUGUUACGUUAGAUCAGAAACCAAAAAUGUGCAAAUUGUCGAUUCUAACGGAUGUGAGAUAGAUCCACAUUUCUUGGAAACUCCGGACUAUGCAAGAUUUUUCGAAAGCCAAAGAAAAAAUAGAGUUUAUGUUUUCAAAGAAAUGAGUGUAUUCAAGUUUCCUGGCGAUGGCAACGUCGUCUUCCAGUGUCAUAUUUCACUUUGUGAUAUGGAAAGUGAAGAUUCAUGCAAACAAAUGAUCCCACCGCAAUGUAAGAAAAAUGAAUCGCAAAAGUUUACGGACGUGGAAUCAGUUAGAACAAAACCAGGAUUUGCUAUGACGUUUUAUGUUGAAACCCGAACUUUAAACGUGUUGGAGAAUGAAUCUAUUCGGCCUCCUAUUCCGGUUAAAUAUUGUGAUAUUUGA